CCCGCCCGAACCAAUCGGCCGUCACGGUGUACAAAGUUUUGCAAGCAGACACAGCAUGGAAUGCCAGUUGCUCACUUUUGGCCCGCUAAUUCGUUUGUCUAUUCACCGCAUUUCUUCAAGCCUUUGAGUAAUGCAUCAUAAGCGCACAACUGAAGCCCCCAUGGAGUUCGAAUAUGAACAUCCACCGGUGUUUGCGUACAGCGUAUUCAGUGGCUCUGCCAAAUGUGACGAUGAUCAUCCUUACUUACGCAAAGAUGAACUGGCACCCAAGAGCAACUCGUUCAGUUUCUUUUUACCCAAAUCCUAUCUAUCCACUGAGGACCAUACCUCGUUUCGUAAAUCAUAUUCAGUCUUUGACGAUUUGAGCCGCAUCACCUUGGAAGAUAACGAUCAAGAAAUCACAAACGACAGCAACCAGGUGGAUCAUAAUCAAAGUUCAAAUCAAGAUACCAUAGCCCCAGAAUCAAGUUUAUCCCAUGAAACUUCUGUCAUGGAGCCGGAAACGGAAUCGCUUGACGUACAGACGGAUUUAUUGCCAGUCGUUCCAUAUCAACAACCUUGCCAACAACCUUGCCAACAACCAGCACGAUCGGUCAGCGACGAUCGUAGCCCCUUCUCGCCACCACAGUUAUCGUUAUCCACACAAUCAGGAUCACCUCCCAAUGUCUCGCCGCAAUCACCUUACCCUUCCCCUCCCUUUAUUCACGUUAAACACGACCCUGUUGCGCAUCACCGUGGCUUGAUAUACUACUUGUCAGGUCUUUUUCGCAUGGGAAUCAACCUCGUCUUGUUCCUUUUCGCUCUCUACCUCGCCAUUCAGUUUGCAUCAGCAUUGAAACGAGAUGUUAUCCGAAAACUGGAGAUUUAUGAAUCAGAUAUGCUCGAUGAGACAAUUCACUGCAAUAAACUUUAUGCAGCUAAUAUGUGCGAUCCCUCAACGCGACGACCGCAUAUGGAAGAUCAGUGCAAAACAUGGGAACAAUGUAUCCAUCGGCCCAUGUGGAUUGGAAGAACCAAAGUUCUAGCAGAGACCUUUGCUGAAAUUCUCAACAGUUUUGUGGAUGAAAUAUCGAUCAAGACCAUAAUUGUCUGCUUUUCAGUCUUCUUUGCAUUUAUGUGGUCUUCAGCAAUGCGGCCAAAAGAAACGCAUAAGCAACCGUUGCGGAUUGGCAAUCAUUAUGAUUCAUAACGUCAUUCUCGGCAACAGAACCUUGCCAUCGUUUUCUCCUCGUUCGCCAUCCCUGGCAGUCAAACGAACAAACCGCCCCCCCCCCUUCUUUUUUAUUCUUUUUUCACAGAUAUUCCUACUGCAUCCCUUUCAUCAUUUACCAUAUUCUUUAUACAUCUACAUUUGUCCACUUUCUAAUUCAUAUCAGAACAUACAUAUAUUACUGUUUUUUUUUUCAAAACCGUUCCAUUCAUG
This is a messenger RNA of Radiomyces spectabilis, 1423 nucleotides long. Its product is annotated as Di-sulfide bridge nucleocytoplasmic transport domain-containing protein. Gene Ontology annotation, biological process: nuclear envelope organization; lipid homeostasis. The record is from RefSeq and is a predicted model, not a curated record. The coding region runs from base 131 to 1189 and encodes 352 amino acids. Lineage: Eukaryota; Fungi; Mucoromycota; Mucoromycetes; Mucorales; Radiomycetaceae. Gene Ontology annotation, cellular component: nuclear membrane; nuclear envelope. The transcript is spliced from 7 exons.